UGCCGAGCCAAAAAGGCGAAGAGACCAGCGGAGAGAAGUCAAAGCGAGGGGAAACCCCAGUCUGCAGUCUUUGGAGCUACUUGCACCCAUGGACGCGAAUCAGCUUCGCGAACUGGAGACGCUAUGCCGUGUGCUCUACGAGAGCGGCAACGAGGCUGAACGCUCGCACGCGCAGCAAGCUGUGCUUAUCCUGCAGAGCUCAGCUGAGUACAUUCCACAGUGUCAGUACGUGCUGGACAACUCGUCGUCGCCCUACGCGUUGCUCGUGGCCAGCACCAGCCUAACCAAGCUCAUCACCUCGCACUGGAACAACUUUACCACACCACAGCGCGUUGAUAUCCGUAACUAUGUGCUAGGCUACUUGGCUCAGAAGGGACCCACACUGGAGAAAUUCGUGACCACAUCGCUUAUCCAAAUGGUCUGUCGCCUCACCAAGUACGGCUGGUUCGACGACGAGCAGCACCGCGAGAUUGUGGCCGAAGUGACGAAGUUUCUACAGGCCACAGUGGACCACUGCGUCAUCGGUCUGCAGAUCUUGAGUGAACUCGUCACAGAGAUGAAUUUGCCCGUGGCAGGACGCAACAUCACAUUCCACCGCAAGAUCGCAGUAUCUUUUCGAGAAGAUUCGCUCUUCCGGAUCUUCCAGGUGGCGCUCACAUCCAUUAAGCAGCUCCAGAUGCACAAUAUUCGAGGUGCCUCGCCGCAACAGGAAGCCAGGAUGGGUGACCAAGCGCUGUCAUUGCUCAUCAAGUGCUUGUCCUUCGACUUUAUCGGCACCAACCCGGACGAAUCGUCCGAAGAGACAGGCUCACUGCAGGUUCCCACGUCGUGGCGCUCGGUUAUCCAAGAUCCAGACACGUUGCAGCUGCUUUUUGAUUUUUACAAGACGACCAACCCGCCAAACACGUCCAAGUGUCUCGAGGCGCUCAUGUUGUUUGCAUCAGUGCGACGAAAUCUCUUUUCGCCGGACAAGGAGCGCAGUGUUUAUCUCGCUAACCUGUUGAAAGGAAUCUGCGCUAUCUUGCGCGCACAAGAAGGGCUAUCGGACCAGCAAAACUACCACGAGUUCUGCCGUCUGAUUGGCCGUUUGAAGUCGAAUUACCAGCUCUCGGAGCUCAUGAAGACCGAGUCUUUUCAGGAAUGGAUGGACCUCACGCCCGAUUUUACGAUCAAGUCUUUCCGGCAGUGGCAAUGGUCUGCGAACUCGACACAUUAUUUGCUUGCAUUAUGGGCGAGACUUGUGGCUGCAUUGCCUUACGUGCGCGCAGACUCAGUGCCAGGCUCUCCGAACUCAGGGGCAGUUAACUUCCUGGACACACGCAUUCCUCAGGUGAUUCAGGCUUAUUUACAGUCGCGUCUGGAUUCUGCCGAGCAAUGCGCACUUGAUGAUACGCUGGACAACCCGCUGGAUGACGAAGGUGGUCUGUACGAGCAGUUAGAGAAAUUGCCGACGCUAUGCCACUUCAACUAUCGUCAGACUGGGGAGUACAUCGUAUCGGUAUUGGACCCAAUUCUGAAUCAAUAUGCAAAAGCCUGCAGCAUCUUGGACCAAAAUGGCGGGGCAGCGAUCGCCCCGCAGCAGCAGCAGUUGCAAAGCAUGGAGAACCAGGCGGCUUGGCUCGUAUAUGCUAUUGGCGCCAUUAUAGGCGGCCAAACUUACUCCUCAACGUCAACGGAAGGCGACGAGCUAGUAGAUGCGGACCUCUCACAGCGAGUUUUCCGCGCGAUGCAGUUGACAGAGCAUCGGAUCAUCGCGUCGGGCGGCCAGACGAAGCCUAGUGUGCACUUUGAGUUAUCGUUGCUCUACUACUUUAGCAGCUUCCGCAAGAGUUACAUUGGCGAGCAGCACGGCAUGCCUUCGGCCCCUACGCCGUCGUCCUCUAUGCAGCCUGCGUCGGCCGGGUCGGCCUCGUCGCCUAUUAUGGCUCCUAGCGAAAGUGCCAUGUCAUCUAAGCACAAAGCAUACUUGCGCAUGUUCGAGCGGCUAGGACUGGGCGACCACACGGUCGUCGUGAAUAUGAUGGUAACGAAAGUGGGCAACAAUCUCAAAUUUUGGGGUGAGAUGGAGGUGGUUAUUAGCAAGACUCUGGCGCUUUUCUUCGAGGUUGCAUCUGGAUACUCCUCAGGCAAACUUCUGCUCGGGUUGGAAACCGUGCAGUACCUUAUCGGAAACCACACAGCGGAAGAGUUCCCAUUCCUAGCUGUUCCCGCUAAUACUCGGCACCGGACGACGUUCCACUCGACCAUCGCGCGGCUUAUUUUCACGACAGCGUUCGAUGAAUCUUCAGAGCGGUUCGAGCGAUUCAUGGAGCCUAUCGAGAACGUGCUGAACCAGCUCCUACAGACACCGAACUACCGUGUGCCCGAGGUCCGCGAGGCUGUAAUUGGUGUGUGUCGAGAUCUACGAGGUAUUAUCCAGCAGACGCACAACCGACGCACGUAUAGUUGCAUCUUCGAUCUGCUGUAUCCCGCCUACUUCCCGGUUUUCGUUCGCGCCGCCGACGAGCUGUAUGAUCACCCCGCUGUGACCACCGCUCUGUUAAAGUUUUUGCAGGAGCUGGCGUACAACAAGGCUCAGCGUGUGACAUUUGACCAGAGCUCAGCCAGCGGUAUCUUGCUGUUUCGUGAGCUCAGCAGCGUUGUGGUAGCGUAUGGCCGGCGGAUACAACCAGUACCGGCAGGGAAGAAUCCAUACGGGGAUAAGUAUAAAGGCGUGGCGCUGUGUCUGGGUAUUAUGUACCGUGCGCUGGGUGGGAAUUACGUGAACUUCGGCGUGUUCCAGCUGUACAAUGACAAGUCAUUGGAGAACGCGCUAGAGAUCGCACUGCAGCUUGUCCUAUCUAUCCCUCACGAGGACUUGAUGCACUACCCCAAGGUGAAGAACGCGUAUUUCUUCUUCCUGGAGAUUUUGUUUCGCAAUCAGUUGGCGUCAGUGGUGGCGUUGGAGGACGGUAUCUUUCGCCAGCUGGUGCAGUCACUGCAUGAAGGUAUGAACUCGUACGAUCUGGCUAUUGCUGCUCAGUGUGCGACGGCAGUCGACCACUUAGCGUCGUUGUAUUUCCAGGAGAUGAAGAAGAAGCGCGAUACACCUGUGAAGCAUGCUCUACGUGCACACGUGCAAGGUUCGCCCAACAUGUGGUCAACACUUUUGGCGGCGUUGCUGGACAUCCUAGUGUACGGCGAGGCGAAUUCACAGUGGGCGCUUUCACGACCGAUCCUGAGUCUCACACUGUGCAGCGAAGAAGCACUCACCAACUACCAACAGCAGUUGAGCUCGUCACAGCCACCGGAGAAUCGUGCACAGAUUGAGGAGGCUUUUGCCGCGCUGUUCGCAGACGUCCGUCCCAACCUGGAGGCAGCCAACCGCGACAAGUUCACACAGAGGCUCGGCCAGUUCCGCAACACACUACGCAGCUUCCUCACCAUCCAGUAAUUUAGUUGGCUCAACUACGAAGUACCAGCCUUGUGGUGACGUAUUCGAACAGCGUGCGGGCUGUUCGUGUUGGAUGAUGAAGAUACGUAGACAUGCUAGGAGGACUGCGGGGCCGAGAACUGAAUAAUGAGGAGGUGACUAGUUAUUAGAUUGGUGCGUGCAGGGGCAGAGCGAGCAGGACCUUGUCAUAUUGAGGGAUUUUGAGCGCAUUGCUGACGCGAGUGCAGACGCAUUAAUUGAAAAAUGCACCUGAUAGACUAACAAUGGGAAUACACCACGGAGCACCACGUCAUUGCUUGGUUUUUAUGGAACAAGUGGGGUUGUAUCUGACAGCAUUGAAGAACUAGAGAGUGCUUGCUGACUGUUGGAGUGGUUGCCGUUUGGAGGCACGAGCGGUGACGACGGUACUAUACCAUGCUGGUAUGUGAUCUGGUUAGGAGGCAAUUAGUUAGACAAGCAACGUUUCAUGAACAAGAAAAUCUUACCAGUGGCGGCUUCUUGG
Messenger RNA from Phytophthora nicotianae INRA-310, 3935 nucleotides. RefSeq lists its product as hypothetical. The transcript has 2 exons. The record is from RefSeq and is a predicted model, not a curated record. Gene Ontology annotation, cellular component: cytoplasm; nuclear pore. The coding region runs from base 89 to 3433 and encodes 1114 amino acids. Gene Ontology annotation, molecular function: nuclear export signal receptor activity; small GTPase binding. Gene Ontology annotation, biological process: protein export from nucleus. Lineage: Eukaryota; Oomycota; Peronosporomycetes; Peronosporales; Peronosporaceae.